UAAAAAAAGGAAAAAAAAACAGAAACGAAAACGAAAAGACGAGAAACGCAGAGUCUGGUUUUUGAGAAACAAUCCUGAAAACCCGCCGCUCUAUCCCCUGAAACGGCUAAUACUCGUUCUCCGUCACUGCGCCUGGCCGGAGCAGAAAGCUUUUUGGGUGCGCAGGUUAAGACUCUAUGCGCCUCUAACUCACACACCCACACACACACACACACCUAUGGGCUCCACUUCCGCCAUCUCCUUCUUCUCCAAUCCCAAGAUUUUGCUGCGGUCCAAUCAGCACAGCCAGAGAGUGCAACUUAAAGUGUUACGCGGUGCUUGCUUGGGCUAUUCUGGACAUGGUGCCGUAUUGAAUGCUAAUUUCUUGCUGAGAAGAAAAUGCCUGAGAUUUAGAGCUUUCGAGGUGAAAGCAGCUGCUUCUUCUGGUGGUUCCAGGAGGUCUAGUACUGGUCGGAGAGUUUAUAGGCAGUCUCAAAGCGAGAGCUCAUUGUCUCUUGCUCCGGUGAAGCAGUUUGCUUCUUCUGUUUUGCCCGCCGGCUUGUUGUUGGUGGUCACUUUUGUUUUGUGGAAAUUGGUGGACAAACUCCUUGUUCCGAAGCCGCAGAGGUCUUCGACUGUAGAAAAUAAAACUCCUGUGGAAGGAGCAAAAUGGUCUUUCGCUGUGGGUACGAAUUUGCUAUCAGGUAUUGGUGCAAAGGUUGAAAGAGAGUCCAAGCAGAAGCUCAACGAAUUUGCCAAGGAAUUAAGGUCAUUCAGAAGUGUUGACAUGUCAGGACGCAAUUUUGGUGAUGAGGGACUAUUUUUUCUGGCUGAGAGUUUAGGAUACAAUCAGACCCUUGAAGAAGUAAGUUUUGCUUCAAACGGAAUAACAGCAACUGGCCUGAAGGCAUUUGAUGGUAUUCUUCAAUCAAACUUCAUGUUAAAGACUCUUGAUCUUUCUGGAAACCCUAUUGGAGAUGAAGGAGUUAAGUGCCUAUGUGAUAUAUUGGUAAAUAAUACUGGUAUUCAACAGCUUCGGCUGAACAGUACCGAUUUGGGAGAUGAGGGUGCAAAGGCUAUUGCAGAAAUGUUGAAGCAAAAUUCAAGCUUACUUGGCCUUGAACUUAACAACAAUAGCAUUGACUAUUCUGGAUUUACAAGUCUUGCUGGAGCCCUUCUCGAGAAUAAAAUAUUACAAAGAUUGUAUCUCGUAUUCUGUUGUUGUUGUUGUUGUUUAAGUAACAAUUAUGGAGGUGCUCUGGGAGCUAAUGCUUUGGCUAAGGGGCUUGAAGGGAACAAAUCUUUAAGGGUACUUAAUUUGCAAGGUAAUUCUAUUGGAGAUGAAGGAGUUCGUGCAUUGAUUUCUGGUUUAUCUCCACGUAAAGAUAGCCUUACACAGCUAGAUAUUGGCAACAACUUGAUUAGUGCAAAAGGUGCCUUUCAUGUUGCUGAGUAUAUCAAGAAGGCUAAGAACAUGUUAUUAUUCAACAUCUCCAUGAAUGACAUAGGUGAUGAGGGAGCUGAAAAAAUUGGAGAUGCAUUGAAGGAAAACCGGAGCAUCACAAACAUAGAACUGGUAGGAAUUAACAUCAAGGUUAAGGGAGUCACUGCUAUAGCUGAAGCAUUGAAAGAUAACUCUGUCAUUACAUAUUUGGAUCUUAACUAUAAUGCUUUUGGACCAGAUGGAGCAAAGGCUUUAUCUGAAGUUCUUAAGUUCCAUGGAAAGAUAGAAACCCUUAAGCUUGGCUGGUGCCAGAUAGGGCCAAAGGGUGCAGAGUUCUUUGCUGAUAUGCUGAAAUAUAAUACCACCAUAUCCUUUCUGGAUUUGAAGGGAAACGGACUAAGAGAUGAAGGUGCAGUCUGCUUGGCUCGCAGCUUAAAAAUAGUUAAUGAAGCUUUAACUUCAUUGGAUCUGGGAUACAAUGAGAUAAGGGAUGAUGGGGCUUUUGCCAUUGCUCAAGCACUAAAGGCUAACGAAGAUGUAAAAAUCACGGCUCUCAACCUUUCCAAUAACUUCCUGACGAAAUUUGGACAGAGUGCUUUGAUAGAUGCAAGAGAUCAUGUAUAUGAGAUGAGUGAAAAGGAAGUCGAGAUUUUUGUCUAAAAAGCUUCUCUUUGUGGAGAAGAGUUGUAGCAAAAAAACUCCAAUCUGGGAAAGGACGCAAAGUUGCAGCAGAAAUUCAGUGUCCAUAUUCGAAAGCCAAAAACAGAAGAGUGAUGAGAGUGAGUGAAUGAAUGAGUGGUGGAUAAUAUUGUAAUUCCAAAUAGGGACGAAAAAGCUCUAUAAAUAAAGGGGCCUCUGUACCCAUUCUGCAGCCACCUGUAGAAGACGUCCUCUGUCCUAGCUCCUUCUGUUCCAUCUCUCUCCGCUAUUACCUUCCUUCUCUCAUUCCUCUAAUGGCUAUACGCUUGCUUCUUCUAAUGGCACUUCUUCUCAUUUGCCUAGCCCAGGUUUCACCAGACUCCAAGAUUGAAGACCAAGAAACCCAUGUGGUAGUCAGAGGAACAAACAGAAGGCUUUUUCCAUUCUUGGACUGUGGAGGAUUAUGCAAGAGGAGGUGUAGUUUGCAUUCAAGGCCAAACGUGUGCAUCAGAGCAUGUGGAACUUGCUGUAUUAGAUGCAAGUGUGUUCCUCCAGGAACGGCUGGCAACAGAGAAAUGUGUGGGAGGUGUUACACUGAUAUGACCACCCAUGGCAACAGGACCAAAUGCCCUUAAAGUUGAACCAUAUCCAACCAAACCCUCACAUCACAUGGCCUCCCACAUCACUUGAAACUAGAUUCUCUUUUUCUACAUCUACAUUAAGGAGAGAAACUAUAUAUAAAAUGUAAAAAACACCCAAGUGUGUCUAGGCUGUGAUUAUUUUGUUUUAUUAUAUAUGUAUGUGCUUGUGUGUUUUGAACUUUUUGAUGUUGAAGAUGGUGUAACUUCGGAAAAGAGCAUUCUGAGUUUCUAUAUAUUUCAACUGUUUUGAUGAACAA
This is a messenger RNA of Ziziphus jujuba (common jujube), 2960 nucleotides long. RefSeq lists its product as uncharacterized. The transcript is spliced from 22 exons. The record is from RefSeq and is a predicted model, not a curated record. NCBI's taxonomy places the organism in Eukaryota, Viridiplantae, Streptophyta, Magnoliopsida, Rosales, Rhamnaceae. The coding region runs from base 218 to 2083 and encodes 621 amino acids. Gene Ontology annotation, molecular function: GTPase activator activity; protein binding.